Dovyalis caffra is the source of this 792-nucleotide messenger RNA. The record is from the annotation of a GenBank genome assembly. NCBI's taxonomy places the organism in Eukaryota, Viridiplantae, Streptophyta, Magnoliopsida, Malpighiales, Salicaceae.
AUGGCAGAGAUCAAGAAUCAGAAACACUUUGUGCUUGUACAUGGUGCUUGCCAUGGGGCUUGGUGUUGGCACAAGCUCAAACCACUGCUUGAGUCCACCAGUAACCGGGUCACGUUGCUUGACCUAGCUGCUUCAGGCAUCAACAUGAAGGCAAUCCAAGAUGUUCAAACAAUUGAUGAUUACACAGAGCCUUUGUUAGAGCUGCUGGCCUCGCUACAGCUAAAUGAGAAGGUUAUUCUAGUAGGGCACAGCCUAGGAGGCUUGAAUUUGGCUCUUGCUAUGGAAAAGUUCCCGGAGAAGAUUGCUGUUGCUGUUUUCUUAUCUGCUUUCAUGCCGGAUACCACUCACAAGCCAUCAUUUGUCUUGGAACAGUAUAACGAAAGGACCCCAGCAGAGGACUGGUUGGACACUCAAUUUUUACCAUACAGCAACUCUCAACGGCAUCUCACGACCAUGUUUUUUGGACCCAAAUUCUUGUCGUCCAAGCUGUAUCAAUUAAGCCCAACUGAGGAUCUUGAGCUGGCCAAGACUUUGUUAAGGCCAGGAUCACUGUUUCUGUAUGAUUUGUCAAAGGCAGAUGAUUUCUCCACUAAGGGGUAUGGUUCAGUCACACGAGUAUUUGUUGUAUGCGAUGAAGAUUUAGCCAUACCAGUGGAGUUUCAACGCUGGAUGAUUCAAAACAGUGCUGUUGAAGAAGUUAUGGAAAUUAAAGGUGCAGACCAUAUGCCUAUGUUUUGUAAGCCAAAAGAACUCUUCCAUUGCCUCUCAGAGAUAGCAAAUAAAUAUGCUUAA